CCUGGCUCCCUUUUCUUGAGGUCUAGUCAUCAGUCAUGGUGCUGUAUCCCGUUUCGCUCCAGACAUAUCACUACCACUCGUCCCCUGCCUCGCCAGAACCCAACACUCCUCUCCCUGAGAACGAGCCAAAGGUCACUAAGAUUACCAAUUGUAGAAUCUUACGCGACCACAAAAUCGUGGAGAAGGACGCCAUCUGGAUCCAGAACGGAAAGAUCAUCGACCCCCACAAGUUCUUCUGGUAUCAGAAGCGACUCCCCGACAUCGUACUUGAUGCCGAAGGGCUGCUUGUUGUCCCCGGCUUCAUCGAAGCUCAGAUUAACGGCGCCUUCGGAGUUGAUUUCUCGGUGCCUCUGGACCAUGACACGUACGAGAAGGGUCUGCUGAAGGUCCUCUCACACCUUAAACCAAGACCCGGCUCAGUCGAGACAGGUGCCACCAUCCUCGGAGCUCAUGUCGAAGGUCCAUUCAUUAAUGAGGCUCGCAUCGGCGCCCACGAGCUCAAGGUUCUGCAGGCAUCAGCCCCAAACGGCUACAAAGACUUCAAGGACGUCUAUGGCUUCGAAGGAGAGACUCCCGAGGCCCAAAAGAAGCUGAGCGAGGAAGACCUGCACUGCGUCAAGAUCAUCACCUGUGCGCCGGAGCUUGAGGGUGUGAUGGACAGCAUCCCCGAUCUUGUCAAGGCUGGCAUCACAGUCUCUGUUGGUCACUCAAUGGCGAACAUCUCGCAGGCCGAGAAUGCAGUGAUGAAAGGAGCUACCUUUAUCACUCACUUGUUCAAUGCCAUGCCUCAAUUCCAUCACCGCGACCCGGGCGUCAUCGGACUGUUGGGCUCUAGGCUGGACUUACCUCGGCCUUAUUACGGUCUCAUUUGCGAUGGCAUUCACGUCCACCCCAACUCUAUCAAAAUCGCAUACGACUCCCAUCCGGAGGGUGUCAUCUUGGUCACAGAUGCCAUGUCCGCCAUGGGUCUUUCGCCAGGGAACUAUCAGCUUGGAAACAUGAGCGUCACGAAGGAAGACGACCGUGUCUAUAUCGAGGGCACUGACACACUUGCUGGAAGUGUGAUCACCCUGGACGCGUGCAUCCGUAACUUUAUCAAGUUUACGCACUGCUCUUUAAUCGAGGCACUCGAGGCCGUGACAUUGCAUCCCGCUGUCCUGCUCGGCAUCCAGGAGACCAAAGGCGUGAUCAAGCCUGGUGCGGAUGCGGACCUGGUCUUCCUCUCGGACGACCUAUUUGUAAAGCGAGUCUUUGUUGCUGGCGAGGAGGUGGAUCUCAACGCGAUUGAUGUGGAGACCACAGAAAAGUUUUAG
Messenger RNA from Gamsiella multidivaricata, 1313 nucleotides. RefSeq lists its product as uncharacterized. The coding region runs from base 36 to 1313 and encodes 425 amino acids. The transcript has 5 exons. Gene Ontology annotation, biological process: N-acetylglucosamine catabolic process. Lineage: Eukaryota; Fungi; Mortierellomycota; Mortierellomycetes; Mortierellales; Mortierellaceae. Gene Ontology annotation, molecular function: N-acetylglucosamine-6-phosphate deacetylase activity. The record is from RefSeq and is a predicted model, not a curated record.